UCUCUCCUUAGCCAAUCCUGACCCUCCAUGUUCGAUUUGCCUUCUGCUCGACCAAUCGGCGCACUCUGGCUCCACUCGUACAUUGCCAGGUUCGGUAGAGAAGGAAGGGGACGAACGAGGUCUUGCGCCGCAGGUCGCAGCAGCUGUUUGAUUCGUGCUCAGUUAGUUCCGCCUAUCAACACGCCCUUGUCCCCGUAAUAAAUAUCGACCACCACAGCUCACAGGGGCCAGUCGUCUGCUUCUCUCCUCCUGCUGCCGCCUGUUCCUGGGAUCGAGGUGCUCGCCCCAUCUCCUCCACCGUCAGAAGACCAUGGACUCAGAAACUGAACAACACGAUGACUCUUCAUUCAGCAACACAGAGACCAACGGCAAGCGCCCUGCUGAGGAUGCGGAUGAGCAGAAAUCAUUCAAGCGCUCUAGGAACUCGGAGGACAUGGUUGAGCUGCGCAUCCUCCUGCAGAGCAAAAAUGCAGGAGCUGUAAUUGGAAAGGCUGGAAAAAACAUCAAAGCCCUCCGUACAGACUACAAUGCCAGUGUGUCAGUCCCAGACAGCAGUGGGCCUGAGCGCAUCCUGAGCAUCAGUGCUGACAUCGAGACAGUUGGAGAAAUCCUGCUCAAGAUUAUCCCAACACUGGAAGAGUACCAGCAGUACAAUGGUAUGGAUUUUGACUGUGAGCUACGUCUGCUGAUCCACCAGAGCCUUGCUGGCUCAAUCAUUGGGGUGAAAGGAGCCAAGAUCAAGGAGCUCCGGGAGAACACAAAAACCAGCAUCAAGCUGUUCCAGGAGUGUUGUCCUCAGUCGACGGACCGGGUGGUGCUGGUUGGCGGUAAAACGGAGAGGGUGGUGGAGUGUAUUAAGACUAUGCUGGAACUCAUCGCUGAUGCUCCCAUAAAGGGCCGUGCUCAGCCAUAUGACCCCAACUUCUACGACGAAACGUACGAAUACGGUGGAUUCACCAUGAUGUUUGAAGAAAGGGGAGGCGGCCGUAGGCUUAUGGGAGGGUUCCCCAUGCGUGGGGGCCGGUCCAGUGGUGGAGAACGUGGGUUUGACCGAAUGCCCUCUAGCAGAGGGGGACGCGGACCCAUGCCUCCUUCCCGCCGGGAUUACGAUGAGAUGAGCCCCCGUAGAGGUCCUCCUCCACCUCACCCUAGUAGAGUCAGCCGGGGGAGUAGCCGUCCACGCAGCCUACCCAUGGCACACCCACACCGGGGGGGAGAUGAUCGUUACUAUGACUCGUACCGUGGCUCAGAUGAAAGGUCAACUGACAGAAGAGGCAGACCAGAUCGCUAUAGCGAUAACAUGAGUGGAGGAGGAUAUGACAACAGUUCUUCCUGGGAUAGCUACCAGUCAGGUGGACGUAGCUCCUAUAAUGACAUGGGUGGUCCUGUUAUAAGCACACAAGUGACGAUCCCUAAGGAUCUGGCUGGCUCCAUCAUUGGUAAGGGAGGACAGAGGAUCAAACAGAUCCGCCACGAGUCGGGAGCCUCCAUCAAGAUUGAUGAGCCCCUGGAAGGUUCUGAGGACAGAAUCAUCACCAUUAUUGGCACCCAGGAUCAGAUCCAGAAUGCACAGUACCUUCUACAGAACAGUGUGAAGCAGUACUCUGGUCAUUUGAUGUAGGCCCAGGAGACUCGGACUGAAGCAGACUCAUAUUGCCCCCCCAUCCCUAAUCCCCAACCCAACCUUUUUGCCCCUGUCCGACACAUCCCCCUCAGUCUAUUAUUCUGGAUUGUGGGUGCGUGGGUGUCUUCUUUUGAAUUUUAUUUUUGUAUUUUUCUUCUCCUUAGCUUUUCUUUUUUUUUUCACGAAUUGUCCAACAUUCCUGUGCAUUAAAGAAAAUGUAGAUAUUCUGCAUUUUUAAGAGUGUAUUCAAAUAGUUUAUCGGAUACCUUGCAUUUUUUUCUCUAACACAUCUAUCAAAUGAUAAAAACAAAAAUAAACAUAACCUUUUAUUUUUUGAUUUCCUUUUUUUAAUGACUUGUACGUUUGUGUUACCAGUUUAAAUCUGUCCUCUGUAUGUAUGCGUGUGUGCGUGCAUGUUGGCAUGUAUGGGUUGGUGUGUUUUCUGUUUUUAUAUCAGUCCCUUUACAGACAGUUGUACCAUAUUACCACUCUGUGCAACGUGCAGAAUGUAAGCUAUGUCGUUUUCUUUCAUAUUGAACCCUUUAUAGUUGUGGGGGUUUUUUUCAAGAGAUGUGUAAAUUUCACCCUUAAAAAUUUUUUUGGGGGGAUGUAAGUUUGGACACUUGUACACACUAGGUACAGGACUGUGACUAAUUUUUAAGAAUAUUCUUGGUAGUUGUGUGGUGAAAUAAAUCUGAAUCAUUUGAGUAACUCCUCACAAAAGGAAACAUGUAGCGAGAUAUUAUUGAUUUGACAAAUGGUGUUGAACUUAACUCUUUUGUCCCUGCAAUUUCCCGUGCUCUAUGCUUGUUUGUGCUCCAUGCUGUAACUUCACUCUCAAAUUGUAAAAUGAAUAAAGAUGCCACUUUUUACUGAA
Scophthalmus maximus (turbot) is the source of this 2501-nucleotide messenger RNA. It is a transcript of the gene hnrnpk, whose product is annotated as heterogeneous nuclear ribonucleoprotein K. Gene Ontology annotation, cellular component: nucleus; cytoplasm. Lineage: Eukaryota; Metazoa; Chordata; Actinopteri; Pleuronectiformes; Scophthalmidae. Gene Ontology annotation, biological process: regulation of transcription by RNA polymerase II; regulation of mRNA splicing, via spliceosome. The coding region runs from base 311 to 1621 and encodes 436 amino acids. The record is from RefSeq and is a predicted model, not a curated record. The transcript has 17 exons. Gene Ontology annotation, molecular function: mRNA binding.